GACAAGAAUCCAUUGCUGGAGUGAUGGAGUGCGUUCCUGGGACAUCAUUAAGUAUACUUUCUCUUCUUUCAGUGAGAAUGGGAAGAUUGGUGUAGUGUGCGGGACUUGCAUGGGAUAGGCAAAGGUAAUCCAAAGUCAUCAAGUGCCUUUUCACGGAAUAUCCAAUGAUGAAGGAGAAAAAAAGAACAAGCUUGCAUGAGAAGUUGAAGAAAAAAGGUCGACAAGUGCUGGGAGAGAUUCUGCCGACCUAUCUUCUUCCUUUCCGCCCCGUCGGACCUGACCGAUACCGAUUGGGCGAAGUUCGACAGAGAAAAGAAUGUCUGAAUAUUCUUAUACUCGGAUUGACAGGAUCAGGGAAAUCGAAGUUGAUGGAGGUGAUGGGGAAUUACGGGUUGGGAGUGAAUUACCGGGAUCCCCAUCGAUUCUUGGUGAAGGAGGAAGGACCCACUAAGAGGAUCACAUCCCACACCUUUUUCACAAGGGACAAAGAAAAAUUCCCCCGACCCGUCACUAUCAUUGAUACGCCGGGCUUCCUAAAGGGGACCCUCAAAGAGGACAGCACAUUGAUAGUAGACAUUCGCGCUUUCAUCCACUCUAACCAUCCUCUGGGCAUCCAUGCCGUGGUUUACGUCGUCCCCGGUUCUCAGGGGAGGUUGGCGGCAGAGCAGAGUGUAAUGCUGCAGAAGAUGGCCACAGUCUUGGGAGAUGAGCUUGAGGGAAUCACAGAAAACACAUAUUUGUUUUGCUCAUUUGCGGACGGCAGACGCCUCCCCGUUUUGGACUCCGUGAAAGUAGCUGGACUCCAGUUCAAGAAGCACUUCCCUGUGAAUAGCUCUUCCUACUUUGUCAUAGAUGAGAAGGACGAAAUUGAGUCUUCUGUCGAGGAAGGCGAGGAAGCAAAAAGAGAAAGAAAAUCAGAAUCCAUCAACCAACUGCUUUUCAAGAUGACGACAGAGAGCUUGGAAAUUUUCAUUAAUGACAUUCAGGCGAAUCGUCCAAUACGUCCUCCUCUGGAUAAAAAUAAAAGAAAGACGGUAAAGGGCAAAGAGUCAGAAAGCCAUGACAGUGACCAUGAACCGAGUGAGAGAGACCAUUUGGUGAAGGACAGAGAAAGACGCAGGGAAUACCAUGCAGUCGACGUCAUAGCUCGCACCAAUGGAAACCCGCCAACUUCCAGGAACGAUCGGCAUGCCCUAAACUUCCUCACGCUCCUUUCUCUUACAGGGAAAUCGCUGUUGUUGGAGGUGAUUGGGAAUUACGGAUUAGGAGUGGAUUGUUGGGAUCCUUAUCGAUUCCAGGUGAAGAAGGAUGAACAUACAGAGAAGAUCACGUCCUACACUUUUUCCACUAGGUAUAAAAAACGAUUGCCUCAUCCCGUUACCAUCAUCGAUACCCCAGGCUUCCAAAAUGCGCCAGGCGAGGGUGACCAAAAGCUGAUGGGAGACAUCCGCAAUUUCAUCCAUUCCAACCAGAUGCCCAUCCAUGCCGUGGCAUACGUCAUCCCUGGCUCUCAGGGGAGAUUGACAGCGGAGCAGAAGACACUGAUGCGGAACAUGCCCAACGCCUUGGGAGAAGACGAAGAGGGUAUUGAAAGGAUCCCGUAUUUGUUUUGCACGUUUGCGGACAGCAAACGCCUGCCUAUUCUACAAUCGGUGAAAGAGGCGAAACUCAGUUACAAGAAAGCUUUCGCUGUUAACAGCUCUGCGUACUUCGUAGACGAGAAAGGGCUAUCCAUUGAGGAGAACAAGGAAAACAGAGAAGAAGCGAAGGGGGGAUCCAUCAACGAAAUGCUGUGGAAGAUGACGACGGAGAGCGUUCGAGAAUUCUUAGAGGACAUUCAGUGCAAUUCGCCCCUUCAGGAUAAUCUGUUGGUUCAAGUUAAUCGACCCAUUCGGGUUACUCUGCCGGUUCAGGUUAAUCAACCCAUUCAGGAUAAUCUGCCAAUUCAGGCCUUGAAACCCCAAACACCACAAAAACGUAAAAGGAGUACGGAGGAGGACGUGGACGUGGAGUCAGGAAAGCGAUCCAAAGAAAGAGGGAAAUCGAUGCUGCUGGAAGUGAUGGGGAAUUACGGACUGGGCGUGGAUUUCCUGGAUCCCUAUCGCUUCCAGGUGAAGAAGGACGGACCCACGACGCGGAUCACCACGUACACCUUCUUCACAAGGGACAAGCAAAGGUUUCCGCGUCCAGUAACCUUCAUUGAUACUCCGGGAUUCCAACGGGGGACACUUAAUGAGGACCGCAAGUUGAUGGGAAACAUCCGAGCUCAUAUCCUCUUGAACCAUCCUCAAGGCAUCCACGCCAUCGUCUACGUCCUCACUAGUUCUCAGGGGAGAUUGACAGCGGAGCAAAGGGUAGCGAUGCAGUACAUGGUCAGUGUUUUGGGGGAAGAGGCAGAAGGAGUCCACAAAAUAUCCUAUUUGUUUUGUACAUUCGCGGACAGCCAACGCCUCCCAGUCCUAGGAACCGUGAGAGACGCCGGACUCAGAUACAAGGAAUCUUUCGCCGUCAACAGUUCUUCCUUCUUGGCAAAGAAGGACGACCACGAAGAUAAGGAAGACGACGGGUCGUCCAUAGACAGUGACGGGGGAAACGAAAAUGAAGCGAAGUCGGAUUCCAUCAACGAACGGCUGUUUAAGAUGACGACAGAGGGCAUUGAGAAAUUCUUCGAGAAAAUUCAGGGGAAUCCACCCAUUCAGGCUCGGGAGAGCCAUCCACCACCGAAGCACGAAGUGGAUGGAAAUGGAGAAGAAGACACCGGUUCAACAAGAUCUUCUGGAGAAGAUAGUGAUGUGCCUCUGAUACCGCUCGGACCGAACACCGAGGACCAAGGAGGCUGGUGCACAUGGAACUGCACCGAACGCUUCCGCAACUGAAUCAGACUCAGACACCUUCCUCCGAAUAUCUUUUUUUUUUGCACCUUGCUGAAGAAGAUUCCUGUCUCUACGAAGCCACAAAACAUGUCGACGAGUGAGAAGACGGGAAGAGAAGAGGCGAGACGAGAAGAGGCCCCGCAUGAACUUCAGAAGCAUCCGGGUCUUCAGAAGGAUAUCAAAUGA
This is a messenger RNA of Darwinula stevensoni, 3059 nucleotides long. Lineage: Eukaryota; Metazoa; Arthropoda; Ostracoda; Podocopida; Darwinulidae. The record is from the annotation of a GenBank genome assembly.